AUGUCUCCUGCAUCUGAAGAUGUCUUUGGCAUGCUAGAAUAUCUGGACACAGACCUCAACCCUGCUAUGGGCACUUUCAUCAAUUCAUUUGACUGCUGGAUUGGGGCAUUCAUGACAGACCCCAACAUUUGCCAGCACCUUUUUGAAAUAUGCAUGCCUCUCUGGAUGGUCUGGAAACCUGAUCAUGUACUCCCAGACAUGCAAGUGUUGAAGACUGUCGAGAUUAUGUGCCCUCAUGACAUAGUCACAGAUCCUGAGGUUUUUGAGGCACACUUGACAAGGCCUGGUGAUUGGGCUCAAGCAAUUUGCAGCUCCCUGGCCAGAACCACCACACACCAGCAGUGGUGUGGCCUCAACUCCCACAAGCACAGGUCCCAUGGCUUCCAAUGCUGCAAGUUCCAGCAGUAUCCCCCUGCAGGCUCGAGAGGAGCCAAGCCAUCGGUUGUUCUGAAUCCUGAACUGUGGGAAGACCUCGGCAAUCCAGCUAUUCCCCCUGCUAUGUCUGCAUGGCAUGCUGCCCUGAAGGACAUGAAUAAGGAUGCAAAAAGGGUUAGCCCCAAUGUGCCCAAGGUAGCUUACUUCUUUCCCAGCCUGAGUCUGUUUGUGAGGGACCUCACUACCAUUGAUCAGAUGAUGAAAAGCAAGAUUUUAUGGGAUUUAUAUGAACACAACUUCCAGUUCAAGUUGGUCACUCUUGACUGUGCAAUGAUGCCUAGCUUGUGGUUGAAUUGGGAUUCAGAGCAGUUCGAUCAUGUCCAGCAGAUUUUCCCUGGUGAUUCAGAACUCACCAUGUGUGCUGAGCCUUUCCCUCAGCAAAAUCAAGGCCUUAGCUUGUCCAACUUUCAAUCAAAAUGGGAGUACAUAGAGAAGCUCCAGGUGUUACUUGCUGUAUGGCCAGGAUGCCCCUCAGACUUGGCAGAGCCAAUUAUGCCAUUAGUGUCAUCAUCAUGUGUCUGGGCAAUGGAAAAGAAGUUGGCUGUAUUUUAUUUUUGUGCAAAGAUGUCUCUUCAUCAACCAAAACAGCUUACUAGGCAUGGUCCCUCUGUACAAGUUACUGCCCCGAUGAACCAGAUUCCUGACUUGCUCUAUGCAGAACUGUGGGGCUUUACCUUCCUGUUGAGCACUUGCUCACCUUACCUGGCCAUUGUGCUUUCACACAACACCCCAGUGAUUCCUCUGACCCACACAUCUGACACCACUCUGCCUCAAGCACUGCUUGCCUGUUAG
Molecule: messenger RNA, 1227 nt
Organism: Pisolithus orientalis
Lineage: Eukaryota; Fungi; Basidiomycota; Agaricomycetes; Boletales; Pisolithaceae
Exons: 9
Coding region: 1-1227 (408 amino acids)
Source: RefSeq, a predicted model, not a curated record